AAUUUUCAAAGAAUAACCAUAAUAAAAUUGCAGUGAGUUGUCUAAACCAGUCAGCAAAGAGAUGGCAGCUUAUUCACUCCUGUCCACACUUUCCUCCCCAUUUUCUCGCUCCCCAAACAGAACUCCGAAGCUUCCUCCCCUCUCUCUCACUUCCACUUCUAAACCUUCUUUUCUCUUUCCAACCAGGAAACUCUCUCUCCCUUCUCUCCACAGUCUCAUUUUCAAUCAAUCCAAAAACAGUUCUAACAAUAAUUCUAGUAAUAAUUACAUCGUUUCUUCAGCUUUCGAUUCCUUCUUUAUUCUCUGCACUUCGCUUGCUUUAUCUUUCUCGCUAUUCGUAACCGAUGUGGGAGCCGCCUCGGCCUUUGUGGUGACCCCUCCCCGGAAAUUACAGUCCGAUGAGUUGGCUACGGUUCGUCUUUUUCAAGAGAACACUCCCUCUGUUGUUUAUAUCACCAAUCUCGCCGUCAGGCAAGAUGCUUUUACGUUGGAUGUGCUGGAGGUGCCACAAGGAUCGGGGUCGGGUUUCGUUUGGGACACAGAUGGUCACAUUGUUACCAAUUAUCAUGUGAUCCGUGGUGCUUCUGAUCUCAAGGUUACUUUUGCGGACCAGACGACAUAUGAUGCAAAAGUUGUUGGAUUCGACCAAGACAAGGACGUAGCUGUAUUGCGUGUUGAUGCCCCCAAAGACAAACUAAGACCUAUACCUAUUGGUGUCUCUGCAGAUUUACUUGUUGGCCAGAAAGUAUAUGCCAUCGGUAACCCUUUUGGACUUGAUCACACUCUUACAACUGGUGUUAUCAGUGGGCUUCGCAGAGAGAUCAGUUCUGCGGCUACCGGUCGCCCAAUUCAAGAUGUUAUACAGACAGAUGCUGCUAUUAAUCCUGGUAAUAGUGGAGGGCCACUCCUAGAUAGUUCAGGAAACCUUAUUGGGAUAAACACCGCUAUAUAUUCUCCUUCUGGUGCAAAUUCCGGUGUUGGAUUCUCGAUUCCAGUUGACACAGUUAGUGGCAUCGUUGAUCAGUUGGUGAAGUUUGGGAAGGUGACAAGACCUAUUUUAGGGAUUAAAUUUGCACCCGACCAAUCCGUCGAGCAGUUGGGAGUAAGUGGUGUGCUUGUCUUAGACGCUCCUGCGAAUGGUCCAGCCGGCAAGGCGGGUCUGCGACCAACAAAGCGUGAUGCUUAUGGUAGACUCGUAUUGGGUGAUAUAAUAACUUCUGUUAACGGAAAGAAGGUCACCAAUGGCAGCGACUUGUACAGAAUUCUUGAUCAAUGUAAAGUUGGUGAUAAGGUUACCGUCGAGGUGUUGCGCGGUGAUCAUAAGGAGAAGAUCCCGGUAAUUCUCGAGCCAACGCCAGAUGAGACAUGAAAUGUCUUUUUGCUGUGGUGUGUAACAUUAGAUGGGUUGCGACUGUUACGAGAACGGGGCUUUAGGAAUGUCGUGGUUGUCUUGGUCCAGCGAAUUCGAGGUUUCCUUACCAGACAAUGGAAUGUGGUGAUCUAGCAUGGUUAUGGUGAAGUCAACCUGCCUGCGGAUUCUCUAGCGAGAAGUACGAACUGCAAUCCGAUUGGUUUCCAUUUUCUAGGGAGGGCUCCAGCUGAUCUGCAGCAGAUUUUAUUGUUCGAGAGUUCAGGGACCUCUCCUAGCAGUCUUCAUCGGGCAUAGUUUCUCCUAGUUAGUGUUUUGUCUUUGUUAUUAUUUACCAUUUUUUUAAUUUAAAAUUUUAUUUUUUGAAAAAAAAACGUAUAAAAUUAUAAAUAAAUGAACACCCAUUUUUAUCA
Molecule: messenger RNA, 1782 nt
Organism: Gossypium raimondii (Peruvian cotton)
Lineage: Eukaryota; Viridiplantae; Streptophyta; Magnoliopsida; Malvales; Malvaceae
Product: protease Do-like 1, chloroplastic
Exons: 9
Coding region: 62-1369 (435 amino acids)
Biological process (GO): proteolysis
Molecular function (GO): serine-type endopeptidase activity; protein binding
Source: RefSeq, a predicted model, not a curated record